Molecule: messenger RNA, 936 nt
Organism: Alexandromys fortis (reed vole)
Lineage: Eukaryota; Metazoa; Chordata; Mammalia; Rodentia; Cricetidae
Product: olfactory receptor 4C15-like
Exons: 1
Coding region: 1-936 (311 amino acids)
Biological process (GO): G protein-coupled receptor signaling pathway
Cellular component (GO): plasma membrane
Molecular function (GO): olfactory receptor activity; G protein-coupled receptor activity
Source: RefSeq, a predicted model, not a curated record
AUGCUAAACCAGAGCUUUGUCACUGAGUUCAUACUCUUGGGACUCUCGCAGAACCCAAAAGUUGAGAAAAUAUUGUUUAUUGUAUUUUUAUUGAUCUACCUUGCAACUAUUGGGGGCAACAUGGUAAUUGUGGUAACAAUUGUAUGCAGUCCCACACUCUUUGGUACCCCCAUGUACUACUUUUUGUCUUUUUUAUCUUUCUUGGAUGCAUGCAUUUCUUCUGUAAUCACACCUAGAAUGAUUAUAGACUUCUUCUAUGAGAGAAAGACUAUCUCCUUUGAAUGUUGCAUGACACAGCUUUUUGCUGUCCACUUCCUUGCAGGGGCAGAAGUGAUUGUCCUGUCAGCCAUGGCCUAUGACCGCUAUGUGGCCAUUUGCAAGCCCCUUCACUAUUCUUCCAUCAUGACGCAAAGGCUCUGUGGUUUUCUAGUGUUGGUAUCUGGGGCAGGAGGCUUUUUGCAUUCUGUCAUACAAAUUAUAUUCACGUUACAGCUGCCUUUAUGUGGAACCAAUAUUAUUGACCAUUACAUGUGUGACUUGUUCCCAUUACUGAAGCUUGCCUGCACUGACACACACAUUUUUGUCAUUUUGGUGUUUGCCAACAGUGGGUCUAUUUGCAUCAUUAUUUUUUCCUUAUUGCUUGUUUCUUAUGGUGUCAUCUUGUUCUCUUUGAGAUCUUAUAGUUCUGAAGGGCGACGUAAAGCUCUCUCCACAUGUGGAUCCCACAUUACAGUUGUGCUUUUGUUCUUUGUCCCAUGUGUAUUAAUAUAUGCACGAAAUACUUCUGCAUUCUCUUUUGAGAAAAAUGUGUUUAUAUUUUCUGAUGUACUGACACCAUUGCUUAAUCCUAUAGUUUAUACCUUCAGGAAUAAAGAAAUGAAGAAUGCCAUCAGGAAAAUAUGGUGGAGAUUUUUGAAUAUUUCUGGCAAACAUUAA